UAUUAAUGUUCUUAAAACUAUAGGCUGACAUGGAGGAAGCCAAAACUAAAGAAAAGGUUGAUCAAGAAAUUGUCAGUAAGCUUGUUGCUGAAAACCUUCAGCUUAAGGCCUUAGUUAGCUCGCUGGAGAAAAAAAAUGAGGAAGCCAACAAACUUAAUGAAGAGCGGUUGAAGCUAAUCGUUGAAGCUGAGUCCAAAAUGAUGGAGUCAAAUACUGGCAUGCAAAGGAAGGAGAAAUUAUCUGAUUUGGAAACUGAAAAAUUGUUGAAUUCACAACCUAGAAGAAUGUCAGGACGUUGUUCUGUAGCUUCUCAGGUUGACCAGGACAAAGCCAAAACCCAGGAUAGGGCAAAACUACAAGCUACUUUGCUUCAUCUCCAACAGGCUACCGAGCUACUCUUGAAGAAGGCACAUAAGCCGAAGAGGUCAAGUUUGAUGAUGAAAUUGUCAGUAAGCUUGCUGCUUCUCUGUCUCGUCCUCUCUUUCUGGUGGUCCUUUGACUAUAUCAAUAAUAUGGUGGGGCUGGGUUUGAUGUACUGAUUCUUAGCUCGCUGGUGAAAAAAUAAAUGAGGAAGCCAACAAACUUAAUGAAGAUACUUUACAAGCGUAGAACAUCAAGAUUCACACAAUAUAUAUAAUGCAAAAUGAAGAGGAAGAUAGCUAAACAAUUAAUGAUAUUAUUAGGCAUCAGACCAUGUGAUUUGG
This is a messenger RNA of Ipomoea nil (Japanese morning glory), 704 nucleotides long. RefSeq lists its product as uncharacterized. The transcript has 4 exons. Lineage: Eukaryota; Viridiplantae; Streptophyta; Magnoliopsida; Solanales; Convolvulaceae. The record is from RefSeq and is a predicted model, not a curated record. Bases 30 to 539 code for a protein of 169 amino acids.